Messenger RNA from Cornus florida, 2433 nucleotides. RefSeq lists its product as uncharacterized. Gene Ontology annotation, molecular function: RNA-DNA hybrid ribonuclease activity; nucleic acid binding. NCBI's taxonomy places the organism in Eukaryota, Viridiplantae, Streptophyta, Magnoliopsida, Cornales, Cornaceae. The coding region runs from base 1 to 2433 and encodes 810 amino acids. The record is from RefSeq and is a predicted model, not a curated record. The transcript has 4 exons.
AUGAGUAGUGCAUUACUACGGGAGGGUUCGGUUGAGGAUCUGCGAGAAGCUUUGGUUGGGAUGGGUCCGUAUAAGGCCCCGGGGCCGGACGGUUUUACGCCUUUGUUUUUUCAAUCUAAUUGGGAUUUGAUUAAAGAGGAUCUUCUACAUGGAUUUAACUCUUUUCUCGCAGGGGUCUUCUUCCGAGGGGCCCUGGCUAACCGGCUGAAGGACUACCUUCCUCUCCUCAUUAAUGAAUCUAAGAGUGCUUUUGUGCCUCAUUGUCUAAUUCACGACAAUAUUAUUUUGGCGCAUGAUCUCUUACAUGUUCUGAAGAGGAAAAAGAAUGGCAAUUCUGGUUUUCUUGCUCUCAAGUUAGAUAUGGCGAAGGCCUAUGAUCGGGCCUCUCUCGCCUUUUUCAUGUGCAUGCAAGGAAGAAACAGCUUUUGGGUCUCCGUAUGGGGUCCUCCCAUUUCGCACCUCUUAUUUGUGGAUGAUGCUUUAAUUUUUUGCCGUGCAAAGAAUCCCGAGGUGCAUCGUGUCAAAUUAAUUCUGGACCGGUACGAAGCUCUCACUGGCCAGCUUAUCAGUUUGGAAAAAUCUUGUUUGUUUUUCUCACCUAAUACUUCGGAUGUCCAGAAAAAUAUUUGUCGGUCUUUUCUUGGCAUUUCUAUUGUGGACUGGUCUAAUACCUAUUUGGGUCUUCCAGCGGUGGUGGGGAGAUCAAAGACAUCAGCUUUGAAUUUUAUUUCCCAGCGAGUGUCUAAGAAGAUUUCAUCUCUGAAAGGUUGUUUAUUGUCCAAAGCCGACAGGGAAAUCAUAGUUAAAACAGUUCUUGCCGCCCUUCCUACGUCUUCUAUGCAUUGCUUCCGCCAUCCAAAAAAAAAUUGUCAGUUGCUUUCAAGUGCUUUCCUUAAUUUUUGGUGGAGUGGUUUGGAGAAAUCUAACAAAAUUAAAUGGAUUAGUUGGGAAGCCUUGUGUCAAUCUAUGGAGUCUGGGGGUUUGGGUUUUAAGAAUGUGGAGGCAUUUAAUUUAGCUCUUCUAGCUAAAUUGGCCUGGCGAAUGGAAUCUAGUGAUGGGUCUCUUCUAUUCCGUUCUCUUAAGCAGAAGUACUUCAAAGACUGUUCUUUUGUUGAAGCCCCUAAUCGUCCUUCUGCGUCUUGGGUUUGGAAGAGUGUUUUGUCUGCUCGGGCAGUCAUUAAAAAGGGUAUGAAGUGGCAAAUUGGUGAUGGGGCUAGUGUCCAGUGUUGGAAGGAUAAUUGGCUCCCUAAUAUUAAGAAUUCUUCUGUUACGUCUUCGUCAACGGGGGCUAUUGUUUCCUUACUGGUUGAUCUCAUUCAUCAUGAUGUGCAUAGGUGGAAUUCGGAUCUGGUUUCCCGCUCUUUUAAUAAACGGGAUUGUGAUCUCAUUUUGCAGAUUCCUUUUAGUUUGAAUGGAGGUCUGGACUGUAAAAUUUGGGGGGCUUCCAAGUCUGGCCGUUUUUCAGUUUCAAGUGCUUAUUCGGUUGCGUCUUCUCUUCUUGGUCCUAUUUCUUCCAUGCCAUGUGUUGAAGGCAGUAGCUUUUCUGCGGGCAGCAGUGCAAUGUGGAGGUCUGUUGGGGAUGUCCAGGCUCCUCAGAAGAUUCAAUUGUUUUUGUGGCAAAGCCUUCAUGAUAGAAUUCCUGUGAAUGAGCAUUUGUUAUUUCGGGGGGCGUCGGUUUCUCCUUGCUGUCCAGUUUGUGAAGGGGGAGUGAAAACAGUGGAUCACCUUUUGUGUACAUGUCCUUUUGCGAUUAUUGUGUGGAAGCUUUGCCCUUUGCGUCUUGAUUUUGGUGGGGUAUCUCCUUCCUUUUGGCCGAAGAGAUGGGUUUUUAUUUGUGCUCGGUGGGCUGAUUCCGGGACAGCGGCUGCUUGUGUUGGCCUUGCUUCUUUUGUUUGCUGGACCUUGUGGAAGUGUAGGAAUGAUUUUAUUUUCUCUCGUAAGCGGUGGGAUCCAUAUGCACCUAGUCGUAGGCUCUUCAAGCUUUUCAAGAGUUUCAAGCUUAAUUUUGAUGCCUCCUUUGAUUCAUCUCGUCGAUUGUGUGGGGGAGGUUUGAUCCUUCGAAACCAUCUUGGAUUUCCGGUUAAGGUUGUUAUGGUGUUCUUCUCCCAUGUGCACGGUCCGUCUAUGGCGGAAGGUUUGGUUUUACAGGAAUCUUUGGUGCUUCUUAAGCGGUGGGGUUACCAUGGGGUGGUGGUGGAAGGGGAUUGCCGUCCGGUUAUGCAGUUGAAAGCUUCUGAGGUUGCUUUGAAGAUGGUUCUUAAUGAUGUUUCUCCCCUGCUUCUUGAGUGCUUGGGUUCUUCUCUUGCAUGGGUUCCUCGUGGCGGCAAUUUAGUGGCUCACUUGUUAAGCAAAGUUGUUUUAAAAGCCGAAUGUGGUGAUUUAGACUGGAGCAUUUGGCCCUCGUGGCUGUGUAUUGCUCUGAUCCCUGACUAA